Molecule: messenger RNA, 2154 nt
Organism: Mercurialis annua (annual mercury)
Lineage: Eukaryota; Viridiplantae; Streptophyta; Magnoliopsida; Malpighiales; Euphorbiaceae
Product: transcription factor TGA9
Exons: 13
Coding region: 431-1915 (494 amino acids)
Biological process (GO): DNA-templated transcription; regulation of DNA-templated transcription
Molecular function (GO): DNA-binding transcription factor activity; sequence-specific DNA binding
Source: RefSeq, a predicted model, not a curated record
AGACAGGAUUGUGGUGUGUGUACUAUUGUAUUCAAGGAGAAGGAUACUGAGUUCCAAAACCUCAUAAAUAUUUUACUACACAAGAGAUAAAUAUAGGUUAAUUAUUAUAAACCCAAAAAGAAAAAUAAAAAGCACCAAAAUCAAACAAAGUUUGGUUUCUUCACAUAGAAGUAGUAGUAGUAGUAGUAAUAAGAGAGAGGCAUAGCUUAUAGUUAUAGAUAGAGACACACAUGAAACUAAAUGAAAUAUAUAUCUGAGAUUAAGACUUCUCCUUUGACAAUCAAGCUUUCAUCUCCCACUCUUUUUUUGUGUUCUCUCUCACUAUUUCUCACUUGGUUUUUGCUUCUGAACAAUUCAAACUCAAAACUCAGUUUCAUAGGUUGAAGAAUUGAAGAGAAUGAUUUAAGUGAAAAAAUUGGAGUCUUUUUGCAUGGCUAGCCACGGAAUUGGAGGGACUGGUUUAUCAGACACGGGCCCUUCUAAUCAUCAUCAUCACCAUCUUUCUUAUGCAGCUGCUCUUCAUGGACUCAACAAUCCUUCUACUAGUUACAUGAACCAAGAAGGAUCUGCUUUUGAUUUUGGAGAGCUGGAAGAAGCAAUAGUUCUGCAAGGAGUUAAGAUUAGGAAUGAUGAAGCUAAAGCACCUUUAUUUACAGUAACAGGCAGACCUGCAGCUACUCUGGAAAUGUUCCCUUCAUGGCCAAUGAGAUUCCAACACACACCAAGAGUAGGAAGUUCAAAAUCAGAAGGGGAGAGUACUGAUUCAGGAUCAGCAGUAAACACUCUUUCAAGCAAAGCUGACCCAGAAUCACCAAUUAGUAAAAAAGCAUCUUCCGAUCAUCAGAUUUUUGAUCAGAAACAUUUACAGCUUCAACAGCAUCAAAAUAUAGAUAUGGCAGCCGGAGGAGGAGGAGGACCCUCAGAAGUGAAUCCACCAGCUGCAAAAACAGCACAAGAAAAGAGAAAAGGCUCAACAUCAGAGAAACAGCUUGAUGCAAAGACAUUGAGACGUUUAGCUCAAAACAGAGAAGCUGCAAGAAAAAGCCGCCUCAGGAAGAAGGCCUAUGUUCAGCAGCUAGAAUCCAGUAGAAUAAAGCUUACUCAAAUUGAGCAAGAUCUUCAAAGAGCCAGACAACAGGGAUUGUUCUUAGGUGGCUGUGGUGGUGGUGGUGGCAGUUUAAGCUCUGGAGCUGCGAUAUUUGAUAUGGAGUAUGCAAGAUGGUUAGAGGAUGAUCAUAGGCACAUGUCAGAAUUGAGGACAGGGUUACAAGCACAUUUAUCAGAUGGAGACCUAAGAGUUAUUAUAGAUAGAUACAUUUCACAUUAUGAUGAAAUUUUCCGGUUGAAGGGAGUAGCCGCCAGAACUGAUGUUUUUCACCUUAUUACCGGAAUGUGGUCGACUCCGGCGGAGCGGUGCUUCCUCUGGAUGGGUGGUUUUAGGCCAUCAGAACUCAUCAAGAUGUUAAUAACGCAGUUAGACCCGUUAACAGAACAGCAAUUCAUGGGGAUUUACAGUCUGCAACAGUCAUCACAGCAGGCAGAAGAGGCGCUGUCUCAAGGACUUGACCAGCUUCAGCAGUCUCUAGUUGACACCAUUUCUAGCGGAGCUGUCAUUGACGGCAUGCAACAGAUGGCAGUUGCUCUCGGCAAGCUCGCCAAUCUUGAAGGUUUCGUUCGCCAGGCUGAUAAUUUGAGACAGCAAACUCUUCACCAACUUCGCCGAAUACUCACUGUACGACAGGGGGCUCGGUGUUUUCUGGUGAUCGGAGAGUAUUACGGGCGGUUACGAGCACUGAGCUCCCUUUGGGCAUCCCGUCCUCGAGAGAGCAUGAUGGGGGAUGAUAAUUCGUGCCAAACAACAACUGAUCAUCUACAAAUGAUUCAACAAUCACAAAAUCAUUUCACAAACUUUUGAUGGAUCAGAUGAUAAACAAUCUUAAUUAUUGUAUUCUGAUGAAUGAUCCAUCGGUCGAUAUGCGCUGUUGUAGGUUUUCUUUGAUGAGGUACUUUAGAGGAGAUAGGAUCUUUUAUUUUAAUUUCCUUUUCUCUUUAUUAAUAUCUUUAUAUUAUUUAAUCUCCGUGUCAUCUUGUAAAUGUAAAUCAAUUUAAUUAUAUAUAUUUGCAUGAGGAAGCUUUCCACUUGCUUAAUUAAAA